Danio rerio (zebrafish) is the source of this 3961-nucleotide messenger RNA. The record is from RefSeq and is a predicted model, not a curated record. Lineage: Eukaryota; Metazoa; Chordata; Actinopteri; Cypriniformes; Danionidae.
GUCAGUCCACUGCUGGAGGGAGAAACAUGUCUUGUCCCUAUAUAUAGGGAGUUAAUGCGAGUUGUCGGGAGUCUUUACUUUCCUUCAAGUUAAUGAUGAGAGAGCACUUCACGUUCAGAUUGUCACUUUCACCUGCGUUUGUCAGUCACAGGCUCAGUCACAGCUGAAGCGAGCUCGACGACGCUUUACUCCCAUUGGCUAGUUUAGUGUGCGAGCGGAUCCCUACCGGAGUCCCGCUGGAGAAAAAACGCAAACUCGGAAUUCCCGAAGUUGCGAAGUUCGCGAGACGGAGCGCGGCGAGGAGAAACCAAACAUUCGCGGACGGGAAAAGGCGUGCGUGACUCGACAUUAAGCACGCCUAGGUGCUGUGCAGAGCCACAGGAGGGCCAUGUCUGAUAACAGCACCGGCAGCACCGGGUCAUCCACGAACAGCUGGACUCUUCUUUCCCCAGAGGAGGUCGCCGCUGACCCAACAGCACCAGUGGAUGAUGGAACGGAAAGCAUUGGGGAUGCACCCAGUCUGUCGGAGGAUAUCGCAGGGAGUUCUUUGGAGGUGAGGUCACACGACCCUGAGACUCCAAUUCUGGAGCCCGUUUUGUCAGAGGAGGGUCAGCAGGUCAGUGCUCCACCGCCGAUUUGCCAGGAAACAUCCCCAGAUUUCUUAGAGGAAAUGGCAGCGUCUGGUCCUCCAGAGGUUGAGCUUGAUCCUGACAUCCAUGCUCCUAUCAUCCAUGACACCAUCACUAGUUCUCCACCAGACAGUGACCUUCUGGGUGCUGUUCCCUUUAGCAUUGCUACAGAAUCAGCCUUUCAGUUUUCAGAGGAGUCUGUCCUUGAUGAACCCACUGAAGAAGACGUAACCGACAUCUUCCCCAGUCAGCAUGUUCCAAUCCAAGAAAGCCCUGCUCCUCAACCAGAACCCAAAAUCACCUCCACCCCUGAACCCUUCAGAGAAGUAAGCUCUGCCCUUGAUGUUUCUGAAGUUUCAGCUGAGAUAAGCCACGCCCACACUAUCAGGGGUGAUUCUGCACUGCCUGUGCUUGAUAUUCAUGCUGAUGUACAUCCUGCUCCUGAAACCCCGCCUCUGGCUUCGCCCUCUGAAGAUGAUACUGGUUUUGGGACCACAUUGGAAAGCCCCGCCCCUGACAGCCCAUAUCCAGAAACCAUUGGUUCCAUUGAAACUGAGGAGGAGCGUAGUUUUGAGAAAGAAAACAUCGAGCUGCCUGAGAAACUCCCUGAUGUGAUCAGGGAACCAGAAUCUCUUGGUGCUGAAUUUCCAGCAGUCUCCUCAGCAGGGGAUGAUGAUGGUCUGCGGUUCAGACAUGUUCAGCCCACCAUAGUGCUAAAGCGCAGCUCUGAUGAGGAGGAAGAGGAAGGAGAAGAAGAAGAGUUUAACUUGCCUGUCAGGAAGGAGGAGAAGCGAGGUUUCUCUCUCAAUCAGCUCAUAGUGGGCGCACUCGUCCUGCUUUGUGUUGGGUCCUUCUUUUUCUCUGGUUCUGUGUUUGACCUGGCUGAUGAUGAUUUUGACGGAACAGAAUUAAGUGACCAGGAACUUCUUGAUAAACUUGCUCAAGAGAAUAAACAAAUUAAUAUAUUGGAGGCCCAGAUUGAGUCACAGAAAGAGGAGCUGGACCAGGCUCUAAAGAUGGCGUCACAAGUGCAUAGCACUGAGAAAGGAGCGCUGGAAAACGAGAACACUAAAUUAAAAGAACAAUUGUCUGAACUGCCUGGUUUAAAAGAGGAACUACAGAUGCUGAGAGCAAGAGUUGCUGAGCUUACAAAACUAACAGCUGAAGAUCUCACACAAACAAUCCCUGACUCUGACCCUCCUUCCACUGCUGACUCUGUUCCAGAAGAGGCAGAGAAACACCGGGACAAAAAGGAGGAACUGAAGCGUCAGAAAGCUCUUUUGGAGGAGAGUCGGAAACGUCUGGAGGGAAUGAAGAAGCCGAGCUGGAACAAGCAAGGAUUGAGGGAGAGCCUGGUGGAGAUGCAGAAGAGACUCUCCAAACAGGUGGAGCAGCUGGGCAAACGUGAAGACUGGAAGAGGAAACACAAGAAGGAAUGGGGCAGAAAGAAGGAACACGACUGGAAGAAGGAUGAGGCGGAGAAAGGGAAAGAGUGGAAACAUGGCAAAGACAAGCGGAAAGAGCAUCUCAUGAAGUACAAAGAAGAGUGGGACCUUAAUAAGGAUGAAAGAAGGCAGGAGCGGGAACGACGACAGAAGGAAAGACCUUGGGAUGCAAAAUCUUCCAAACAUCAGCACCAUCACGAGAAGGCGAACUUCUGGAGACACCAAGAAGAGAAGCUCCGGAGGAACCGACAUCCGGCUGAAGGCUGUCGUGGCGUUUCCAACUGUGCAGACGCCGAAGGUCUCGUUCCCGUGAGGCUGCCAGAGUUUCAGGACCUCCUGGAUGUCUACACAAGCAAACUAGAGGCGGUCCCUCAAGAAAACAAAGAGUCUCUCAAACGCCUCACAGCCCAGUUCUUCAGCGGUGGCAUUUUUGCCCAUGACAGAAUGCUUUUCAGCGAGUUCGCCGAGGAUGUGGCUGAUAUUCUGGAGGAUCUGGCAGACGAACAACAUGACAAUGAAUCUCUAGAAGAAGAGAUGGAGGAGUUUGAGAAAGAGGCGCUGUUAAAGUUCGCCGCCACUUCUGCGUAAUGUAGAAUACUGAAUGGGAGAAAAUAAACCAAGUGAAGGAAAGCAAAAUGAAAUGAUACUUUCCCUGAUCUUUAUGGACUGUAGAUGUAGUUUAAUGCCGUGUGUGUGUGUGUGUGUGCGUGUGAGGAGAGUCUUGUCAUUAGUGAAGUCCCACCUGUGUUUUGGGUGUUUUGUUGUAAGCUACCUCCAUUAGUCCUGUUCUUCAACGCCAAACCCUUUGACUCCUGCUUGCAGUGUAAAAAUGUCAUCUUGAGCAUUAAGUGUCGCCAGUUUGGGAUGGAUCAGUCUGUUAGUACAUGGGUAAGUGCAAUGAGAUCGGUGAAUGUCCCUUUAUAUUGGUCUGAACUCAGAAAAUUGACUUCAAGGAAAAGUUCUCCCAAAUAUAAAAUGAAACUCACCUUGAAGCGGUUCCAACCCUUCACUAGUUUCUUUCAUCUGUUGAACACAAUAUAACAUCUCCAAGUCAUUCUUCAAACUUAUGUUAUUGUGUUUAACAAAAUUAAAGAAAGGAAUGGGUUUUGAACAGUUCAAUUAAGGCAGUUUUUUUAUUUUAUUUUGGGUAAACGGUUUCAUUUAGAAAUAAUGUUGAAUGUCUCGUUUUAUUUUAGUUGUGAAGGGUUUUUUUAUUUAAGUUUUAUUUAUUAUUAAAAUCCUGGUUUCUUUGCACAGAUCUCAUAAUUUUGCUUGGUAAGCUAGAGUCAGACUGGUUUCUUUUUAUGUUUUGUUUUCGCUAGAGGUUUUAGAGGUCAUUGUAAACUUUCAGUUUUUCGGUUUCUACCCCAACCCAAGUUCUGCUCACACUUAAUGUUUAUGACAACACAAAAUCUUUAAAUCUUCGUUUAUUUAUUUAUUUUUUUUAGAAAUUUGACACGUUAGCUUAUGUGCCUUUACUAGUGAGCACAGUACUGAAGUGAACACUUUGAAUGAAAACCGAGAGUUUCAAGAAUGCAUUAGUUUGCACUGUGGUGCGUUUUAUUUAUAUCCUCUUUCUAUCCUAGGAAAAGAGCCAUUGUAAUCAAUCAUCAAGAUCAUUUGAGUUAUUGCUGUGUGUUUUUGUUUUGUUGUAUCUCUUUUGGGGAGUUGAAUUGAAAUAUGGCCUUUUCUUGUUCAAUUUGUAAAUAUGAAGACAAAGUAAUUUAACUCAUAAUUUAAGGUAAGUUAUCAGACGGCACACAGUGAUAUUUAUUAUGAUGGACGAUGGGAAAUUUAAUACCAUUUCAAAGGAAGACCAAAUGUCACAAUGUAUCAAUAUGAAAAAUUUUUGAUGAUUAUUAAAACCAUGUACCAUUGCCAUGAGAA